AUGAGCGGCACAGAGAAGACAUGUGUGCUGGAUGCUUCUUCAGAGGCGAGGCAGACAGAGCACCACUCGCUGCCGAAGGAUGGUUCCAAGUCGGAUGCAGCCAGCGCGGAAGAGAGGCGCAUAGACGCUGCGCUCAUCACAGGCCAGACUGGAAGCAAGGCACAAGGAGCGGCUGCUGGACACACUUUUACAGAGUCGGAUCUGCACUUGGAGCCGCAAGAGUAUAGGCGCUUGUUGAGAAAGAUCGAUCUUGCCAUUGUGCCUUAUGUGACCUUGUUGUACCUGCUGAGCUUCUUGGAUCGCGUCAACAUCGGGUGCGUCGAGGCUUGCAGUCGCACCAAAGGGAGCAGGGCUGCCAUCGACAUUGCUCCAUCCGGCUGAUCUGAUCCCCCUCUCUGACUUCACGACAGACAAGCAGCCACCCUUGGCCUGCGUACAGACCUUGGCCUUGUGGGCAACCAGUAUGCGGGUGAGUCGAUCUCUUUCUCUCAAGACGAUGUCUGAGCGGCUUAGGCUGACGACCCAACACUCCGCCCAGUCGCUUUGACCGUCUUCUUUGUCAGCUAUGUCGCCGUCGAGCUUCCAAGGUCAGUCAAGAUUCCCCUCGCUCCCUGUAUGCGCCCUGCUUCUUGCUAAUGCCCAGUGAACCUCGCAAGCAUGAUUUGGUUCAAAAAGAUCGGUGUGCGGUACUGCAUUCCUGCGAUCAUGGUCGCUUGGGCCAUCGUGAUGACCUUGAUGGGAGUUGUGCACAAUGCCGCCGGCUUGCAAGCGGCUCGCUUCUUCUUGGGCUUGUGCGAAGGUCCUGUGAGCAGAGCGUUCUGCCUGCGCGUCCGUCCGUGCUGCUCCACUGCUCAGCAUCUUCCUGAUCACUUCUCCUGUCCUAUCGCAGCUGUUUCCCUUGCUCAACUAUAUGCUGAGCUGCUGGUACACGCGCAAGCAGCAAGGCACGCGUGUUGCAAUCUUCUUUUCCGGCGCAACGCUCAGCGGCGCUUUCGGCGGCAUCUUGGUACGUGUGCCCAGCGAUGCCUUUGACCCCGAAAGCAACCAGAGCUGGCGUCGCAGUUUCAUAGAGCUGAUCAUCAUCUAUCUCGCAUUUCUGCUUGUCAUCAGGCGUACGGCUUGUCGCGUAUCCCUAUGCCAGCUGGUCCUUUCCAAGGAGAGAAUUGGCACUGGAUCUUCAUCAUCGAAGGCAUACUCACCCUUGUCUGUGCCCUGCCAGGCUACUGGUUAUUGGUGGAUUUUCCAGCAGUAGAGAAGCGUCUGCUAUCGCCCCUUGAAUCUGCUCAGUGGAACCAUGUGCUUGCGAAGAGCCAAGGUGUGACCAAUGCCGAAGUGCCCUUCUCAUGGUUGCAAGUCAAGUCAGGCGUAGGCGAAUGGCGCACUGUGAGUCGAACUCUCUGCGUGCCGGCGCAGCUGUUGUCAGAUCACCUCGCUCAUGAUAGAUUGGGAAUGCCGCGACAGUGGGUGCAUGCAAUCAUGUAUCUGGCGAUUGCCAAUCCUCUCUAUUCGCUGGCUCUAUUUACCCCCCAAAUCAUCACAGGUGAGACUGGGAUAGAUCCACAAAAGCACAAUGCUCUGCUGACGUUGCGAUGUACGCAUCGGCACAACAGGUCUCGGAUCAUUUCCCAGAACCUCUGCCAAGUGAGUCCCUCUUUUGCACCUCCGUUGCUGCAGCACCACCUCAACGUGGUACUUUCCUGCCGCAUUCAGCCUCUUGUCCGUCCCGCCAUACGUGGUCGGUUUCAUCACGACUAUUGCCAUGGCUUGGUUCAGCGACAAGUUCUUGGUCAGGAGUAUACCCAUCAUCGCAGGAAUGCUAGUGACUAUUGUAGGCUACAUCAUUCUGAUCUGCGAUGUGUCUGCAGGAGUCAAAGUGGGUACUCAAUGAAGACUGCUAUCUUCCCCGUCAUCACGCCUGCUGACGAGCUACUCCUUCCUUGCAGUACUUCGCUCUUCAUUUGACCGUGGCAGGUGUUUCGCCAUGUAUCGCUCUUGCCAUCACGUGGACUGGCAACACCUUUGGCCCGGCCUACAAGCGGUGAGCUGUGCCAACACAUGUCCUGCAAACACUUGGGCUGACGGUUGUCGAUCAUCGUCUGCGUAACAAACAAAGUGCCACCUCAAUGGCGAUAUUCUUCUCCUUCGGAAAUUCUGCCGGUCUGAUCUCCAGUAACGUCUACCCCUUGGCAGAGGCCCCGCGAUACUUUAAAGGUCACGGUAUCAAUCUUGGCUUCAGUGUAUUGGCCAUUGCCUGCGCUGUAGUCUUGGGUCUGGCGAACAUGCGCGAGAACAAGCAGAGGGACAAGAUCUCGUAUGCCAAUCCUGACGGAAGCUCUGCCGACCCUCUGAAGGCGAACGAUGAGGACGAAAAGGCUAGAUGGGGUCUGACAGGAAUGAGCAGGGAAGACAUUGUGCUGCUUGGCGACAAACACCCUGGUGAGCUUCGAGCGCGUCUGAGCGAGAGCUCGGUGUGGCAUGCACUUGGCCCUCUUGCUUACGGACCACGAAUGUCACGUUCUGCUUAUCAUGCGCCACGUUUAGCUUUCCGAUAUGCGCUUUGA
Molecule: messenger RNA, 2561 nt
Organism: Ceraceosorus bombacis
Lineage: Eukaryota; Fungi; Basidiomycota; Exobasidiomycetes; Ceraceosorales; Ceraceosoraceae
Source: the annotation of a GenBank genome assembly